UCCCAUAGUCAGCUACUCAGCUCCAAGUCUCCAACAUGGCCAUCUGGCCGAUGCAUUUUUCCAUUCUCCGUUGUCCAUGAAACUCUCAACUCUCAGUCGUCUCAGUCCUUCUUCUGAUUGACUGUAAGCUGAAACGUUCGUUGAUUGGAUACUUGGCAUUGAAAUCUUGGAUUAGCUUUCUAUUCCCCUCAAGAUUUCUAGAUUUUACUUGCUUAUCAGUAGUGGGUAUGUGCUAUUAGAAGCUUAUGUGGAAUUGUGGACAUUCUUGCAUUUGUUUUAUCAACUUUUUCAGGGCUGAUUUCAUUUGGAAAACUCUUGUUCAGAUCAGGGGAAGAGACUUGAUUGUGAUUUGUGUCUACUGCUGACAUUGUGAUGCAGAUUCUUGUGAUCCGUUACCGUCUAGAAGGGAACUUGAUCAUUGUUUAAAGGGCGUGAGUUGAGCUAAAGCAUCCUGGUAAGUCUGAUCGCCAUGUCUGCAUAUGGCCAUAUAAUGGAAAGGGAAAUCUCGGCUCACAGUCUUUCGAGCAGAGGAAAUUCGGAAAUGGGAAGCCGUUUUACUAUGGAGACAGGAAUUUACAUGUCGUCUUUUGCUGCCACAGUCUUCAUUGCUGGGCUUGUAACAGUUGGGGUUUCGUUAAUGACACUACUGAUAACCUUGACAGUGAUGUUACAGUCCUGCCAGAACAAAAAUUCUGGGGUUAUACAGAGUCUUCGGGCGUCAAAAUCCACUUAUAAUUAUCAUUACUGCUUGGCUUUUACUAUGCAUAUGGAGCUGAACACUUUGGAUUCGGAUUCUUUCCCCGAUAUUUGUAAGGAUGCUGCAAUUCAGUACAUCAAAGAAGGCCAAUACAUGAACGAUUUAAAUGUUACCGUGCAGUUGGCUGAGAAAUACUUCAGCACUAUCAAACCGCUAGAAGAUGGUAAGGAUGUUGUGUUGAUGGAUGCUGAUGACUUUUUCCCCGAAGACCUCUUAUACCCGAACCUAUCAUUUCAUCAAUCCCGAGAAAAUGGUUGCUCUGAUUGUACAGAUGACUAUGAGAAAAACCCGAAGCAUGUUUUUGUCCAAAAAUUGUACAUGAAACUUCAAGCCAGAGGGUGGCAGCUGGUUUUGCUAUCAAGGAAGCCCGAGAGAUUACGUAAUGCCACAAUAGAAUACCUUCUUUCAUCAGAAUGCAGUGGGUGGUCGUCAUUAAUUAUGAGAAAGAACCACGAAAUGCAAACAGAUACACGGGAAUACUUUUCUGCACAAAGGGCAGCAUUGCAAGAUGCAGGAUUUCGUAUUGUAGCUGCUAUUAGCAGCCAUUUGGACGCCCUAACUGGUCCCUCUCCAGGAAACCGCGUUUUCAAGCUACCAAAUCCUGUUUCAGUAUCAAGCCAGCACAAUAUUUCGAGUGCUUGAACCAACCGAAGAAGAUUACAGAUUCUUGCCAGGAAAAAACAAAGUCACUGGGAUUGACCAUCCUGCUUCCCUGUCUAAGCUACUGUUCCUGCUGCUUGAAUAUAAUGUUUUAAGUAGAAUGAAAGUUCCACAAUCUUGUCGGGCGAGGGUGUGGGGCCCUGGUGCCUGGGGACGAUGGACUUCGCCUUUUGAGGGUGAAUAGAAUGAAAGUUGCCAUAGAAAAGAUUGACACAAGUUUGUGAAUUGUAUAUGUUGGUGUACAGUUGCAAUUUUGAUAUUGCUGUAGAUUUACAGAUCAAAAGCUUGCAUUUUGCUGGAAUUGGAUGAACAAGUACAUGCAAAAUCUUCUAAUACAAUUAUUAUUUUUUAUUGUUGUUUAAUGUAUGAAAUGAUGUUGAGUGUUAUCCAGUUUAA
Messenger RNA from Ipomoea nil (Japanese morning glory), 1813 nucleotides. RefSeq lists its product as uncharacterized. Bases 470 to 1399 code for a protein of 309 amino acids. The transcript is spliced from 7 exons. The record is from RefSeq and is a predicted model, not a curated record. NCBI's taxonomy places the organism in Eukaryota, Viridiplantae, Streptophyta, Magnoliopsida, Solanales, Convolvulaceae.